Messenger RNA from Acinonyx jubatus (cheetah), 950 nucleotides. RefSeq names its product mitochondrial ribosomal protein S11 (gene MRPS11). The record is from RefSeq and is a predicted model, not a curated record. Gene Ontology annotation, molecular function: mRNA 5'-UTR binding; small ribosomal subunit rRNA binding; structural constituent of ribosome. The transcript has 6 exons. Bases 79 to 669 code for a protein of 196 amino acids. Gene Ontology annotation, biological process: ribosomal small subunit assembly; maturation of SSU-rRNA from tricistronic rRNA transcript (SSU-rRNA, 5.8S rRNA, LSU-rRNA); translation. Lineage: Eukaryota; Metazoa; Chordata; Mammalia; Carnivora; Felidae. Gene Ontology annotation, cellular component: mitochondrial small ribosomal subunit; ribosome.
UCGUGGUGCUGGCGCCGCUCCAGCUUCGCCAGGUUCCGGGGUCGCGCGGACGGGAGCUGACAGGGGUCAAUUCAGGUCAUGCAGGUGGUUCGAAAGACGGGGUCUUGGCUCUUGUGGUCUUGGGCUCGGUCACCGACGCCCGGGGUCGUGGCUGGGGCGCCAGCCUCCACCAUCCGCACCGGCGCCCGGCAGCUACAAGAUGCGGCGGCCAAGCAGGAAGUUGAGGAGAAGGCGGCCGCCCCGGCUCCGAGCCGCAGCAGUUUCAGCAUUUACCCUCCAGUUCCAGGACAGGAGAGCCCUCUGAGGUGGGCAGGAAAGAAAUUCGAGGAGAUCCCGAUCGCACACAUUAAAGCAUCCUACAACAACACGCAGAUCCAGGUGGUCUCUGCCGCCCACCAGCCCCUCGCCCGCACAUCCUGUGGCACCGAGGGAUUCCGGAAUGCCAAGAAGGGCACCGGCAUCGCCGCACAAACAGCAGGCAUAGCUGCGGCCGCGAAAGCUGCCGGGAAGGGCGUGACCCACAUCCGCGUGGUCGUGAAAGGCCUGGGGCCAGGGCGCUUGUCUGCCAUCAAGGGACUGACCAUGGGGGGCCUGGAAGUGAUCUCAAUCACAGACAACACCCCCAUCCCACACAACGGCUGCCGCCCCAGGAAGGCUCGGAGGCUGUGACGGAAAGGAAGCCUGCCCCUGAACGUGACCUCAGGUCCCGCCUCCAGCUAGACCUAGUAGAAAGCACACUGUCAGAGCUCUCUCCAGAGGAGGGCUUGCCGGAGACCCUCAGGGAGUAAGACAGAGCUUUGCCCCCUUAUGUGGUCUUCUCACUUGUUCCUUCGACUGGAGACCGGUACCCAGAAGUGACUCAAGAGGAGCCCCAGGGUGGCUGAUGCCCGGACUCCAACCAGGAAAUGCCGCCUCUGCUCUGGAAAAAUAAAAAUGUCUCUACACUUGCA